Messenger RNA from Panonychus citri (citrus red mite), 1814 nucleotides. RefSeq names its product glutaryl-CoA dehydrogenase, mitochondrial-like. Gene Ontology annotation, cellular component: mitochondrial inner membrane. The transcript has 2 exons. Bases 424 to 1710 code for a protein of 428 amino acids. Lineage: Eukaryota; Metazoa; Arthropoda; Arachnida; Trombidiformes; Tetranychidae. The record is from RefSeq and is a predicted model, not a curated record. Gene Ontology annotation, biological process: fatty acid beta-oxidation using acyl-CoA dehydrogenase; fatty-acyl-CoA biosynthetic process. Gene Ontology annotation, molecular function: fatty-acyl-CoA binding; flavin adenine dinucleotide binding; glutaryl-CoA dehydrogenase activity.
UCUCUGAUGAGAAAUUAAUAUUUAAUCUGAUUAAUACAAUUCUAAUUGUUUCUUGGCUAAUUAGAAUCAAUUUCUGAGUUUUUAAUUGUGUUUUGUGCCAGUCAAUCAAAGUUUCAAGUUCCUUGAUUGGAAUUGUUUCUGUUUAUUGUCUCCAAGUGAAAGUUUCGGCUCAUUGUUUAUGUUUUUUUUGUUGUUGAUUGUUUGUUUUUUUUAGAUUCUAAUUGUUAUUAGUUUUGCUUUGGUUAGAGUUUGGUAAUUGUUACCAAUCUCCUUCUUUAAUUAUCUUUGGAGAUUAUCUUGGAGCUUAUCUUGUGAUUCUCUUGUGAUUUUAAUUCUCUGUUGUCUUUGUCAUUGAUUUUACUGUUUCAAUCAAUUGCGACGCUAAUUUGUUUUGUUUUGUUUUUAAAUUUUCCUUGAUAUCUCAUGAUGGUUAAAGUUUUAAAUUGUAUGAAACCUUUACUAUCAUCAAAUUGUAUCUUCUCUGGUAGAUUGUUACUUAACCGAAGUAUGUCUUUAACCAGUGCUUCUUAUGCCAAAUUUAGUUAUACGGAUCCUCUCAAUUUGGACCAUUUUCUAACUCAGGAUGAGAUUCUUAUACGAGAUCAAUUUCGAGCUUAUUGUCAAGAGAAAUUAAUGCCAAGGAUAUUGAUGGCCAAUCGUCAUGAAGAGUUUGAUCGUAAUAUUAUGAAAGAAAUGGGAUCUCUUGGUGCCUUAGGGUCAACAAUUCAAGGUUACGGAUGUUCGGGUGUCUCUUCAGUGGCCUAUGGUUUGUUAGCUAAUGAAAUUGAAAAGGUUGACAGCGCCUAUCGAUCAGCAUUAAGUGUCCAAUCUUCGUUGGUAAUGGGAGCGAUUUAUCAAUUUGGAAGUGACCAACAAAAGGACAAAUACUUGGAUAAACUCAGGUCAGGAGAGAUGAUCGGUUGCUUUGGAUUGACUGAACCAGAUUUCGGAAGUGAUGCCGGUGGAAUGGCAACUAAGGCCACUUAUGAUCCAACCUCUAAAACUUUCUCAAUCAGUGGAUCUAAAACAUGGAUAACCAAUUCUCCCAUUUCGGACAUUAUGGUGGUUUGGGCUAAAAGUGAGGCUCAUGGUGGACGAGUUAAAGGAUUCAUCCUCGAAAGAGGUAUGCAAGGGUUAACUACUCCUAAAUUAGAGGGUAAAUUAUCAUUAAGAGCUUCAACCACUGGAAUGAUUGUCAUGGAUAAUGUUAAAGUUACCGAGGAAAAUGUUCUGCCAAAUGUUGAUGGUAUGAAAGGACCUUUUUCCUGUCUAAAUAAUGCUCGUUACGGAAUCGCUUGGGGAGCUUUGGGAUCGGCACAAUUUUGCUAUGAAGCCGCUCGACAAUAUACACUUGAUCGUAAACAAUUUGAUCGUCCACUGGCUGCUAAUCAAUUGAUCCAGAAAAAAUUGGCCGACAUGGCAACCGAAAUAUCCAUCGGUUUAACCGCUUGUCUAAAUGUUGGUCGUCUCAAGGAUCAAGGACUUGCUGCACCCGAAAUGAUUUCCAUGAUUAAACGUAAUUCUUGUGGUAAAGCUCUGAAAAUUGCUCGAACGGCUCGAGAUAUGCUCGGUGGAAACGGAAUCUCCGAUGAAUAUCAUAUAAUGCGUCAUGCCAAUAAUUUAGAAGCCGUUAACACGUAUGAAGGGACACAUGAUAUUCACGCGUUGAUUUUGGGAAAAGCGAUCACGGGAAUCCAAUCAUUUUAUUGAUUCUAAUUUUAUAUUGGCGUUUAUAUUACAAUUUGUUGACUUAUUUGCAGAAAUUAUUUUGUUUUUCGUAUACCCAAAACAAUUAAAGGCCAUAUAUUGUUUAA